GAUCGGCCCUGUCUUCUAUAUUUAACUCGAGCUCCAAACGGCGAGAGCCGUACGUGGAAAGGUCUCUCUCUCCUUCUGUGGCGUGGGUAUGAGCGGGCUGCUCGCUGUCCGACAGCCCUCCUUUUAAUGCGUUUCUGCCAGUGAAGACACGCCGGACAGGAGGGAGUAUAACGGGUAAGGUUGGUCCAGCAAGAGGACAUUAGACCGGCUUCAGAUGAUGAGAUCGGGCUCUUUGUGGACGAGAUUUAUUUAAAUCGUUUAGAUGCCUGUGUUGAGGACUGCUUCUUCCUUAGGACGCAGAUUUCUUUUCUUUUUUUUUCUUUUAUGGCAGAUGACAUGUGAAAUGUGUAGGUCUUUACUUCCGCUUGGUGUCUCAGUGUAGUGGAUAGAUCUUCAGUUUGAGCUGACUCAAGUUAAGGAUUUAAAAUAAAACAAGGUCAACCAUGAUGAGGUAGAGUGGAGGCCACUGGUCCUUGAAAACCAUGGAUGGACUUUACUUUGAUGUGAAACCAAAAGGAAGUGAAGCCCAGAGGCCACGAAGCUCUGAGAAAACGCGACAUAAUCUAACCCCGAACCAUCGCUCGUGUCCCUCCCUUUCACGCCUCACCUCUGCGGCUCAGACUCCCCAGAAAUGUGCCGGUGCUUGGGAGAGGGGAGCGCCAUGGAGGGGGCAGAUGGACGAAGAAGAGAUAAGAUACCAACUGACAAUGAUUGGUUUCAGGGCAGUUCACCACCUGACCACCAUGGCCAUGCUGCCCUGGGUGGUGGCAGAGAUCUGCAGGUCCUCCAAGAAGGAUCCGGGUGCUGGGCCGCAUCAUGCUGCAAGAGGUUCUCCGUCAUGCAGUAAUAAGACUGUGCUUCUGUGUGUGUCUGCAUCCUGGGUGCGGUGUGUGUCCGUCCCGGCUGAGCGCCGUCUCUGGGACCCUCUGACACACACGGUGCUGUUUGAAUGUCGUCCUCAUCAAGUGACCAAGUUAAUUCACAACAGCCAGGAGCCCAGUGUCUUUGCCUGCCUGGUGAAAGACUCGCUGAAGUGUGCCUGCUACGUCUUCCAGGACCUGGACAGCACCAAGGUCCCUGAGAUCAUCAGUACGUUGAGGCAGGCUGGCAAAAGCUCAGCACGCAACAAUGACAUCAGCCCUGACUCCAUAAAGACGUCCACGAGUUCAGAAGGCAGUGAUUCUUCAGAAACAUGCCUCUCCUCAGUCUCUGCUACAUCAAACUCCACCGCUCCCACCUCUGCUGUGUCUCCAACAAUGUUUGCUAAAAAGUUUGAGGUACUUUUCUGCGGCAGAGUGAGUGUUGCUCACAAGAAAGCCCCGCCCGCCUUAAUAGAUGAGUGUAUCGAGAAGUUCAGUCAGCUGCAUGGCUCAGGGACGACAGAUAAGGGAGGUGGGGGUUUGGUGGAUGGGCUCAGGAGGGCGUUUACCUUCCCAUCCUCUGGACUGGGGAAUGGCUCUGUUCGGAACGGUACAACGGGAAGCGCCACCACUGGGUCAAGCGCUGCUCUGUUUAAGAGAGACUCCAGCUUCCCAAACCUGCACCUCGAUGAGAACGGCCUUUGUCCAGAAAUUUCCAACAACAACACUACAGAUUCGAUCACCUGCUCGACGACGGUGCAGCCGACCAGCCUGCAGGAGAACCGGACCAUGCUGUUUACGGUGGGCAAGUCCCAGAUCUUCUUGGUCAGUCCAGACACUAAGAAAGUUGCCAUAGAAAAGAGUUUCCGAGAAAUCUCAUUUUGCUCUCAGGGAAUUCGUCAUGUCGAUCACUUUGGCUUCAUUUGCAGAGAAACGGCAGAAGGCGGAAGCUGCCAUUUUGUGUGCUAUGUCUUCCAGUGCACUGAUGAAUCAUUGGUGGAUGAGAUCAUGUUGACUUUGAAGCAGGCGUUCUCUGUGGCUGCCCUACAGCAGAACGCAAAGACCCAGAGCCAGCAGUGUGACAGCUGCCCCAUUCAGCAGCUCCACAGGCUGUGUGAGAGAAUAGAAGGUUUGCACCCUUCCAAAACAAAGCUAGAGCUUCAGAAGCACUUGGCCACUUUAGACAACGAUGAGCAGGCUUCAGUCUUUGAAAACACUAUGCGGGCUCGUCCUAAGAGCGAUCAGGAAGAAAAUGAACUAGUGAUGGCCUCCCUAAGGAAUAUGUAUGAGGAGAAACAGAAAACUCACCAGCACUCUUCUCUUGACAACAGCAAACAGGUCUCUGAAGAUGCAACUCCUGCACCUCAGGAGACACAACAGCAGAGCAGCAGUCGGCAGCGGCUGGAGCAGUUCAAGUCCAGAGCGAAGCGCUCUCUUACCGAGUCCUUAGAAGGCAUCUGGAAGGGAAGCAAUAAGGCCAAACCUCAGAGGGAGAGCAGUCAGGGAAGUGAGAGCAGCUCUUCUUCUGGUGCUGUCAGCAGAGGUCAGCCGUGCUUCGAGGACCCCCUACGACCCACCAGCCCACUCAGAGGCCACAACUCCGCUGGAGACUUGAAGCUUCUUGACUCGUCUAUUCCUCUGUCUUCGUCGUCCUCCUCUCUACCUGAUAAUCCCGAGCCGCAGGGCUUCCGCCGGCGGGCCAGCACCUUCAGUCAUUCCCCCUCCCCGUCCUCAGUGCUCGAGGACUCCCCCCUAUACAUGCAGACUCAUUCGCCUCAGGAACUGAGUGCAGCGACGAAGCCCAAGCUUGUACGACACUACUCUGUGAGCACAGACAACCCUCACCAAAGCAAAAAUCUCCCAACCGACUCCACCCUUCCUCCUCUUCCUCCCUUUCCUUCAUGCCAUUCUCCUCUCCUUCUCCAUCAUCCUUCUUCACCUUCUGCUGGAGCCCGUUUCAAUAAGAGAAGGGAUGUUGCAGCUCUCUCUACAUCGAGAGCAGCUUGUGUGGCGGGUGAAAGUCCACUGCGAAACCACAGACACUCGUGGAGGCAGCAGAUCUUCCUGCGGGUUGCUACUCCUCAGAAAGGCACAGACCCCACUGAGCGGGUGGAUCCCUGCCUAGAUGGGGGUCUGAUAUGUGUGGGCCAGGUGUCGGGGAUAGGUAAUGGAGAUUCAACCAUGAGAGCCUUGCCAGAGGAGGGGACGAAGAGGAGCAAAGUGGAGCUGAGGGAGCUGUGGAGGAAGGCCAUCCUACAGCAGAUCUUGCUGCAGCGAAUGGAGAGUGAGAACCAGAAACUGCAAGCCUCAGAGAGCGAUCUGCAGAACAAGCGCCUGAAGCUGGACUAUGAAGAAAUCACUCCAUGCCUGAAGGAGGUCACUGUGGUGUGGGAGAAACUCCUGAGUACACCUGGCAGGACAAAAGUCAAAUUUGACACAGAGACCAUACAUGCCGCAGUUGCACAAGGUGUGCCAAGGCAGCAUCGAGGUGAGAUCUGGAAGUUCCUCUCUGAGCAGUAUUUGCUCCGGCAGACGGUUCCCUCUCGGCCCCCCUCCAACCACACUCCAUACAAAGAGCUGCUGAAGCAACUCACCUCGCAGCAGCACGCCAUCCUCAUAGACCUCGGUCGUACUUUUCCCACCCACCCAUACUUCCAAGCACAGCUGGGAGCAGGGCAGCUCUCGCUGUUCAACAUACUGAAAGCUUACUCACUGCUUGACCCCGAGGUGGGCUACUGUCAGGGCCUGUCCUUCAUUGCUGGAGUUCUGCUUUUGCACAUGGGGGAGGAGGACGCAUUCAACAUGCUCAAAUUUCUGAUGUUUGAUGUCGGGCUUCGUAAGCAGUACAGGCCUGAUAUGAUUAUCCUGCAGAUUCAGAUGUACCAGCUGUCUCGGCUGCUUCAUGACUACCACAGGGAUCUGCACGGCCACCUGGAGCAGCAGGAGAUCGGCCCCAGCCUAUACGCCACCCCCUGGUUCCUCACGCUGUUCGCGUCACACUUCCCGCUCGGCUUUGUGGCCCGUGUCUUCGAUAUGUUGUUCCUCCAGGGUUCAGAGGUUAUCUUCAAAGUAGCCUUGAGCCUUCUGGGCAGCCACAAGCCUCUGAUCCUGCAGCACGACAGCCUGGAGUCCAUAGUGGACUUCAUAAAGACCACACUGCCCAACCUCGGCCUGGUGCAGAUGGAGAAAACCAUCAACCAGGUUUGUGAGAUGGAUGUGUCCAAGCAGCUGCAGGCCUAUGAGGUUGAGUACCACGUGCUGCAGGAUGAGCUGCUGGACACGCCCCCAACCCUCAACCAGCAGCAAAGAGCUGCACAGCUGGAGAGGACCAAUCAGAGCCUCCGGCAGCAGAACCUGGACCUGUUGGAGGAGCUGCAGGUGUCCCACGCGCGAGUCUGCAACCUGGAGAGUCGGGUGGAGGCCCUGGCGCAGUCGGAGGGACAGCUGAAGGAGCAGGUUUCUGCUCUCGAGGAGGAAAAGAAGCAGCUGGCCAGCACCAUCGCACACCUCCACAAGCUCCUCACCGAGCUGGGCAUCAACGCCGACCUCGACGGGCAGACGCUCCCCUAAGCUCCCCAAAGACGAGACUUUGACCACAGUUUCACAGCCGAACGGCAGCACAGUGGACUCUGUCUGGUUUAAAUGCUAAUAGCUGCAUGUGAACACGGGCAGAAUGCAGGAAGAGCGAGGGUUACAGCCCUAAAGGAAGAAUUUGUUGAAGUGACUCCUAAAUUGGUCUCUCACAUCUCCAGUAAAUGAGAAAAGGACACAGGAUGAGAGGGCUUUCCUUUCCUCUUAAAGAUGUAAACAAACCCCCAGUUAGCACUGAGCCUCUGCUGUUCAAACAGAAAACCAUCAGAUAGAUUCUCACCUGUCUGUUUGUUCACAAAGAGCAAGUUUCACACACAGCUUUAUUUGUCUGUGUUGGAUCCGACCAGGCUGAACCGGCCAAAGAACAUCUUGAUGCUUUAUUUGGAAGAACAAAGACUCCACUACACAGUAUUCUGAGACAUGAUCGCUGUUACACAAAGUUGGUCCCAAAGAAACAAACAAAGCGCGCUGCUUUGUUCUGCCGUGAUUAGCCUCCUAUAGCGCUGUUUUCGGUUUAUCUAUUACAAAGGCUGAAUGCGACGUUAUCUAAACGACGCCGGGUGCUGCUGAAAUGUUUAGGUCGGGAGGUGAGCUAGGUUCAGCUAUUUUUGAUUCUUCCUCGGCGCUUGUAGUUCCUAGCUUCCUGACCGCGUGCAUUUUAACUUCAUUUAGCGACAGAAGCUCACAGGAAGAGUGAUACAAUAUAUCCAGUCCAUUUCACAUCCUGUUUUUCACCUCUGAAUACACUUCGAAUCGUGUGCGAGGAUGGAGGGCGGGGUGGUGGGGGGUGGGGGUGGGGGGGUUUUGAAACGGUAGCACUCCCCGUCCAGGACGGGGGAAGCCCUAACAGGCUCCUCUAAGUUAUUUCCAAAACGACGCUUGGGUGUGACGCCCGCGCCGCUGAGACAAUCUGUAGGGUGUAAAUGUUUUACUGUAUUUUCCCGACACACUGAACUCCUCGGAGCCAAGCUGCAGCUUGGUGCGUCUGUACGUGAACGUCUGAAUGUUACUGUUUCUUGUGCACUUCACUGAUCCAAAAAGAAAAGCUGUUUAUCACUUUGAAGAUAUUUUUUUUUUUUUGCUUUUACUCUUUUGCACAUAUUUCCUGUUUUAUUGAUCUAUUGUCAGUCUGUACUUUAAAAUACAACUCAUUAUUAUUUCAGCACACAUGGAGUCUGUGUUCUUUUCGUGCCUGAGGUUGUCUGCUUACAAUAAAGAGUCAUGGAUCAGA
Messenger RNA from Poecilia latipinna (sailfin molly), 5682 nucleotides. RefSeq names its product TBC1 (tre-2/USP6, BUB2, cdc16) domain family, member 1 (gene tbc1d1). The record is from RefSeq and is a predicted model, not a curated record. The coding region runs from base 483 to 4430 and encodes 1315 amino acids. The transcript is spliced from 22 exons. NCBI's taxonomy places the organism in Eukaryota, Metazoa, Chordata, Actinopteri, Cyprinodontiformes, Poeciliidae.